UUGUUUUAAGUAGUCUGUCAUCCCCCAAAUCCCCUCUCCUCAAAACACAACCACAACAACAUUGACCGACCUCCUCCGCUCAACCUCCCACCUAGCCACCCAACGCGCCCUCUACAUGACAACCACACAACCGCAACCUCUCUCCCCCGAACCCCCCCACAACCCAAUCUACGCACCAAGCCCUCCCGACUGCAGCACCCCAACCACAAUCACCAGCCAAACGCUCUCCUCCCCCGACGACUGGGCCACCACGCCCCGAACCCCCCUCGGAUUAAACAAACGCAAGCUCGAAGUGGACCUGGCCCCGACGCACGCACAAUCGCACGCCUCCCCAUCCCCGCUCGGCGUUCCACCCGAACUAGAACUAGUAGCCUCCUCUGGCGGCGUAAAACGCCGACGAUCCACCGAGCCUGACUCUGACUCUGAGACGAGCCUGAGUCUGACGCCGCUGGAGAUGCCGGAUGGGAGUACGCGGUUUACGUCGAAUUGGUUGCCUGUUGAUCCUGAGGGGGGGUUUACAAUCGGGAUGGGGGAGAUGUUUGAUCCGUUGGCGGGGGUCGGGAGGGAGGCGUUUGUUUGCGUGGGUGAUUGAAAAGGAUGUGAUGGCGUGGGCGUGGCAUGAUGAUCGGAGAUUGAUAAUGCCAAGUGCCAUGCGGUAUUUAAUUUAUUUAGGGU
Messenger RNA from Aspergillus alliaceus, 675 nucleotides. RefSeq lists its product as uncharacterized. The record is from RefSeq and is a predicted model, not a curated record. Lineage: Eukaryota; Fungi; Ascomycota; Eurotiomycetes; Eurotiales; Aspergillaceae. The coding region runs from base 116 to 592 and encodes 158 amino acids. The transcript has 2 exons.